Purpureocillium takamizusanense is the source of this 1422-nucleotide messenger RNA. RefSeq lists its product as uncharacterized. Bases 261 to 1214 code for a protein of 317 amino acids. NCBI's taxonomy places the organism in Eukaryota, Fungi, Ascomycota, Sordariomycetes, Hypocreales, Ophiocordycipitaceae. The record is from RefSeq and is a predicted model, not a curated record. The transcript has a single exon. Gene Ontology annotation, molecular function: oxidoreductase activity.
CCCACAGGCAUGGAGGUUAUCCUACCCCGCUCCAGGCGUCACUCAAUUACGCCCUCUGCUCCCGCUCGCCUCGUCCGUCGACUGCAUCACGACUCCGCAUCUCAACCACGCACCACGGGUAACACACAUACACACACACACAUCGCAUCGUAUCUUCACAGCCGCCCGGGUGUCGCAUUCAGUGUCACCACACCCGACGAACCGCAGCCGCCAGCCAGCCACCACCGUGGCUGCUGUCCGACACAUCGACAUCGGCGGCCAUGGCGGCGACGGCGCCCUCGUCCUCGGGCCCCUUGACCAGGGUGCUCCUGGUCGGCGCAAACGGUACACUUGGCAGCGUUAUCCUCGAGGGCCUCGUCCAAGCCCGAUGCUUCGACGUCUCCGUGCUGCGACGCUCCACCUCUACCUCGCCUCCCACGGCCGCCGCCGCCGUGCGGACCGUCUCCAUCUCGCCCGACCUGCCGCUCGAUGAGCUCACGGCCGCCUGCCAAGGGCACGACGCCGUCGUCGCCGCCUUCCCCCUCACCGACGUGUCGCAGCACCUGCGCCUCGUCGAGGCCGCCUUCCGCGCCGGCGUCCGCCGCUUCAUCCCCGCCGACUACGGGAGCUGCGACGCGGCGAGCCCCCAGCCCCAGCACCACCUCCAGCUGUACCGCGACAAGACGCUCGUCCGCGACAAGUGCGAGACGCUGGGCGAGCACGCCGCCCGCGACGGCAAGCCCUUUACCUGGACGAGCAUCGUCUGCGGCCACUUCUUCGACUACGGGCUCGAGGACGGCCUGCUGCACUUUGACCUGGACACGCGCACGGCCCAGAUCCUCGACGGCGGCGACAUCAAGGCCUCGGCGUCGACGCUGCGCCGCGUCGCCGAGAGCGUCGUCGCCGUCCUGGAGCGCCCCGACGAGACGCGCAACCGCGCCGUCUACGUCCAGAGCUUCUGCCCGACGCAGCUCGAGGUCCUGGCCGCCCUGGAGCGCGCCACCGGCACGCCCUGGCACACGCAGCACCUCGACUCCAACGCCUACCUCGAGCGCCAGAGCAGGCUGCUCGCCGAGGGCAACCACGCCGCCGUCGUGGAGAUUGUCUUUGUUCUGGGCACCGUCGACGCGGACUGGACGACGCGCGAUGGCUUCGCCAUGGAGCUACUGGGGUUGCGCGACGAGAAACUCGAUGAUGUGGUCGCGGCAGUGGUAGCCAAGCACAAGUCCAAGUGAUGGGAUGAGUCAAGCUUUGCGAUUCCCGUGUAUGGAUUUGAUUUUUAGAAUCCGUGAUGUGGGGAAUGGUUUGAGGUGGAAGCAUGAACAUUCAUGCAAGCCUACGGGGUGGAUCGCCCUGCGUCGUCAUCAUGAUAAGCUUAAACGGAGAGUGCUCACCGCCCAAGCAUGGGCUGAGUAGCUGGGCAUCACUGUUUCCGUCACACAG